Fusarium verticillioides 7600 is the source of this 1593-nucleotide messenger RNA. RefSeq lists its product as hypothetical. The record is from RefSeq and is a predicted model, not a curated record. Bases 1 to 1593 code for a protein of 530 amino acids. The transcript has 7 exons. Lineage: Eukaryota; Fungi; Ascomycota; Sordariomycetes; Hypocreales; Nectriaceae.
AUGGGCAGCAGAUCAUCGCUAGUCGUAGACGGCGUCUCCUACCUGGUCCAUCCACAAUCACUCCUCAAGGUCACAGAGUCUACAGGCCUUGAACCGAUUCCUGUCGUUCUCCUUCCCAUCGGCGACUCUAUAUCCUCAGUGGUCGAUGCCCUGCAGCUCAUCAAUCGCUUUGCCCAAGUUGACGAUGUCUACUCGCCAUCAUUCUCCCGUACCGCUGUUAUCCGGUCCAGCAGUGAAAGAGGUGUCAUGGAGGUGUUCAAAAAGUUUGAAGCUUCUGGCCACUUCUCCGCCGUCUAUCAUGUGCCCUUAAGCUCCUCAUAUGCUUAUCUUCCGCCAGGGCCGUACUUCCUCUGUGAUGGUGGAAUUUAUCAAGCGUAUCGCUUGUACGAGGAUACUCUGGACAGCUUUAUUUUCGGAGUCAUUCCAGACGAUAUCUUGAACCCGAAGAGGUAUACUGCCCUGAAUCUGCUCAGCUCAAAUGGACUGUGGAAGAGCAUCCCGGUCCCGAGCCGUCUUUACAAUUUCCCAACCUCCACAACUCCUCUUGCUGGUGCACGCAUGGGCAUCAAGGAUAUCUUCCGUCUUGAAGGAACCCAGACAACCAUGAUGAGUAGGCCGUGGAUUGAGCUUUACGACCCAGACGAGCAGAGCGCCGACUACACCAAGAAACUCAUAAAAAUGGGAGCAGUGAUCAUUGACUUCCAUUGCCCCCCUCGUAGAGAUGGCUACCAGAGCCCAUCGAGCAGCUCAACAGGAGCUGCUACUUCUCUAGCGGGAUAUGAAUGGCUGGAUUUCUCUAUUGCGGACUCUGCUGGUAGUGUCAGGGAACCGGCGCCUUGCAACGGCCUGUUCUCCUUUCGACCUAGCUUCGGUUCGACAUCGAUGAAUGGGAUACCAGUCAACUCACCGGCCUUUGAUACCGUCGGCCAGUUUGGUCGCAGCUUGGAUGAUCUUCACUUUAUUGUGUCACACACCUUUGAGAAUAUUCACCAGACCUUCUCUGAAUUCCCGACCAAGAUACUCUAUCCCAGAGGAUUCUACCCCUUGGCCAACGCAGAGCAACAGGCUUUGACGGAGGAGUUUGUCAAAAUACUCGAAGAGUUUCUGGGUGUCGAGAGAACGCCUUUCAGCUUUGUUGAGCAAUGGGAGAAGAAUCCUCCUCAGGCAGCUGGGGGUCUUCCAUUGCUGGGAUACACUGAAAAGAGCGCCCUUUUCUCAUUGUGCUACGACUACUAUCAUGGGUUCGACAGCUUCCGUGACGAAUAUAGCGCCAAGUUCGGCAAGAAACCGGAUGUUGGAGAAGAGGUUGCCUCCAAGGAGUACGAGGCAUAUAUGAAACAACUGGAGGUGUUCAGAAUCUGGCUUACCGAGAACGCCAUGGGCCCUGAUUCAAAGACUAUUUCCAACGCCAUCCUCAUUAUGCCCUACGGAGAACCCCAUCCAGAGUAUCGCGAUGAGGCAAACCCACCAGCUGGGACCUUCCCUACUAUCGCGGAGAAGUUCAUCUCGCCCAUCCUACAUGCUCUCCUAGGUUCAGUCACAUGUUUUGUCACUUUAGAUGAGCACUUCAAUUGCCCUGUAAGAGUUGACUAG